AUUAACUUGGUGUUUGUAGGUUUCUCACUUGCUUUUUCUGAUGGUAGCAGAGCAGCAGCUCAAGCAAAACAAUGACUGGUUUGAUUGCCUCGGGGGUGUGGCUUUUCCUGCUGACUGGUGUGAGUUACAGCUAUCCCACAAACGAAGAGCUUCACAGUAAUCCCAAGUCAAGCCCUGCUUCCAGGUCUGAGGACCAACUACCCAGUGCUACACUUGCAGAUGCAGUACUUGGUUCUUCAGCUGCCAUAAAACCUUUGCUCCAGUCUUUUCAAGACAUACAAUCUAGAAACACAAUGAGACCACUGUCUGCUCUUCAAAUCUCCACAACAUUUCCUGCACAUGUGGAAUAUGAUGGUCACUCUCUAGCAGCCUCCCCACAGUCAAGACUUCAAGCUUUUUCAGUUAAAGAUAAGUGGGCAGUUCAACCACCCGGUCCAUUUUAUGGCAGACCUUUAUCUACUGAUGACCUGAAGUCUGACUCCAGCCCACCUGGUCUCCACAAUGCAAACCCAAUGGGCUCAUUUCCUCCUGUUUUCCUGCCUGGCCGAAUAUCCUUUGAGGAGAAAUUGUACGAACAUGGUACCUACAAGUCUGAAUCAGAAAAAAGAGGCCCUUGGUUAAGAUAUGCUCCAUUUCAAACUCGUGGUAGACGUCAUAUCAGCAGACCUCUGACCUUACUCCAGCCUAUUGGCAGGCAUCCGUUUGGUUAUCGUAACUACGCUCGACUGCCAGCCCCAGUCUUCAACAGCUGGAACCCUUCUGUGUUUCUCAGAGUAUGAAGGGACAAUCCAAGCUAACAUGUUUAAAAUGAGUGAUCAUGUUUGUUGGAUCCACAGACUUUAACUUAAAGCCACAUCCCUGUCACAGAGCUAUGGAUGCAUACAGCUAUAGAUUUUUCUUUAUUCUUUUUUUAGGUGUAAAUUGUGGUUGAAGUUGUACUUAACAUUUUUUCCAGUCUUGUGAAAUGCUGGCCUUGUUUUGAGUGGUAAAAGUAGGCUUUUAAGUAGCAAUUUAUUUUUAGAGAACUUUAAGUACUUUUGAAGACCUGCAAGUGCAAAAUCAACUUUGAACUUUGUUUAUAUAUUUAAAAACAAAUCAAAAUUGUAUUUAAUUGGAAAAAGGCUUUUUGUGUMUGAGCACACUGGCUUGUCAUAACCGUACAGUCACAGGUGUUACAAUAAACUUUUCUUUUUUUAAUUACAUUCCAGUCAUGCCACUUAAAUUGCUUUCUGUUGUGUUGUGUGCAAAGUUCUUGCCAAGACUCGCUGAUUUCGUAUUGAGACUGAAUCGACAGCUUUGCAUCAUUAUGAUUCUACUGUAAAACAAAAUCUGUACUCUGAAGUUCUGGUGAACUUUUUUAAGAAUUUAGCGGCAUGAUUUGUUUAAUGUUUUUUAAACUUUGAAUAAUCUUAAUAGAAGUUAACAAAGCGGCUGUCUUUGCAAUGAUUUGCACUGAUUUUUGCGACUACUUGUCUAUAAAAUUUUUAGAGAAUUGUC
Messenger RNA from Austrofundulus limnaeus, 1497 nucleotides. RefSeq lists its product as uncharacterized. The transcript has 4 exons. NCBI's taxonomy places the organism in Eukaryota, Metazoa, Chordata, Actinopteri, Cyprinodontiformes, Rivulidae. The record is from RefSeq and is a predicted model, not a curated record. The coding region runs from base 72 to 779 and encodes 235 amino acids.